Molecule: messenger RNA, 5252 nt
Organism: Haliotis rufescens (red abalone)
Lineage: Eukaryota; Metazoa; Mollusca; Gastropoda; Lepetellida; Haliotidae
Product: sodium/hydrogen exchanger 9-like
Exons: 18
Coding region: 18-2129 (703 amino acids)
Biological process (GO): proton transmembrane transport; sodium ion transport; regulation of pH
Cellular component (GO): membrane; recycling endosome
Molecular function (GO): sodium:proton antiporter activity
Source: RefSeq, a predicted model, not a curated record
GUGGGAGUGAAUUCAGCAUGGCGGCCGGUGGAGUGAUCGCUGUGUUUGUGACUGCGUGUUGUUGCAUAUCUUCUGCGAUGGCGGCUCAAUCUGCAACUAUAUCGCCGGCAGCAUCUAAUAUACAAAAAGAAAAGACCGUGGCGUUGCAACACACGACAGACAGUCUUACGAUUUUGAUGUUGCUAGGACUUCUCAUGUUGACAAUUUUGACAGUCUGGCUAUUCAAGCAUCGACGAUUUCGUUUUGUUCACGAAACGGGACUUUCAAUGAUAUAUGGACUGAUUGUUGGUGUGAUCAUUAAGUUCAUCUAUGCCACCCCCACGCCUCCGGUUACCCCCGAUGAUUCCAAAGUUUGGGCCGUGCUGUCCGAGUCCAACAACCAGACGUUCUACUCGGGGAACGCCCCACCCUCGCUGUACAUCAGCCUCCCGGACAGCAAGAACGCCACCGCCAACGAGACGUUCAAGUACAACCUGACCAGCGAUGGAUCUGCGAAGCCAGAACCCAUGCUGGAGAAAGCUGUAACCUUUGAACCCGAGCUGUUCUUCAAUGUGAUGCUGCCCCUGAUUAUUUUCGAGGCUGGAUACAGUAUGAAGAGACGUCAUUUCUUCAAGAAUCUUGGUGCGAUCAUAAUGUUUGCUUUUAUCGGCACAACAAUAUCCUGUCUGGCUGUAGGGGGGACCAUGUUCGGGCUGACCCGGCUCAUGUCCUACACAGAGUUCACACUCAAUGACUGCUUCUUCUUUGGAGCCAUCAUCUCCGCCACAGAUCCAGUGACAGUAUUGGCUCUAUUUCACGACCUCCAUGUCGACGUGGAUCUUUACGCAAUUGUAUUUGGAGAAAGUGUCUUCAACGAUGCAGUGGCUAUAGUUUUAUCAGGGUCUGUAGAAACAUAUGGACAGCUCUCAGGAGGGAAAAAGUUCAAUGCAGAGGCAUUCUUCAAAGCUCUUGGCAAUUUCCUUGGAAUAUUUGGUGGCGCUUUCGCCAUCGGAUCUCUCAUGGGAUGUGCGACAGCACUGAUCACAAAGUACACAAAGAUCCGAGACUUCCCGCUGCUGGAGACGGCACUCUUCUUCCUCAUGUCCUACAGCUCAUUCCAGACAGCGGAGGUGGCCGGACUCACAGGUAUUGUUGCAGUGUUGUUCUGUGGCAUCACCCAGGCCCACUACACCUACAACAACCUCUCUGCUGAGUCUAAAGACAGAACAAAACAGCUGUUCGAGCUGACAAACUUCCUGUCGGAGAACUUUGUGUUUCUGUACAUCGGAGUAUCUGUCUUCACCUUUCAAGAGAGCAGGAUCCGCUGGGAUGCUGGAUUCAUAUUUGCUUCAUUUCUCGCUAUAAUCAUUGGUAGAUUUUUGAAUGUGUACCCGUUGUCCUUCUUGCUGAACCUGGGAAGAACCAACAAGAUCGGCUGGAACUUCCAGCACAUGAUGAUGUUCUCAGGUUUACGAGGCGCCAUCGCCUUCGCCCUGGCUAUACGGAACACGUCGACAUUGCCACGGCAGUACAUUGUGUCAGCGACGAUGAUCAUCGUCCUGGCAACUGUAGUCCUCUGUGGAGGCCUCACUACUCCAAUGCUGCAGUGGCUCAAAAUAAGGGUGGGUGUGGAUGAGGAGUUGGAGAUGCAGCAGAUGCCUCCCAAUGCCGUGAGGAGUGCUAUGCAGAGCCAGCGUCAAUACAGCACAAUGAGCAGUCCCUCCGAUGACCAGCCUCCCACGCCCCAUGUCACCACGGCAAACCGGCCGGAGUCUGGAGACCCUGGGGAGAUACCAAGGACAAAAGGGAAAGCUUGGCUGGUUGCCAAGUGGUAUAACUUUGAUAUGGUGUUCAUGAAACCCUUUUUAACAAAUUGUCGACCGACGCUUAUGGAGACAUUACCAAAAUGCUGCUUACCCCUGGCCAAGCUGUUGACCACAGAGGAGCAGAUGACACAGGGUGAGUCUCACCGAGACAAUGACUCUGACACUGACAUGAUAAUCGACCACAGCCAGCUGUCUAUCGGCGAAUCGGAGCUCUCCUCCAUACCCUCGAACCACGCGGAGAAUGAUACCAGUAGAAAACUCCCCAUACAAAUGGAUGUGUUUGCGGUCGAUAACGACAGCGAUGAUCGACCAAUCACACCGUAGCUUGCAUCAUUAUGUGUUAGUGUGCUGAACAAAGUAAGUUCCUGUUGCCAGCUGAUUGUCGUGGUUCAAUCUCAAACUGUCAUGUUCCCCAGAGAAACAAAAUUGUGAAGAUCUUUGGAGAGACUUUGAGUAUUUCUUACAUGUUAAUAAUAUCAAAGUGAUAUUUUGUAAAUAUGAAGAAACGAAGUUGUGAAGAUCUUUGGAGAGACUUUAAGUAUUUCUUACAUGUUAUUAAAUCAAAGGGAUAUUUUGUAAAUAUCAAGAUACAAAGUCGUGAAGAUCUUUGGAGAGACUUUGAGUAUUUCUUACAUGUUAUUAAUAUCAAAGUGAUAUUUUGCAACUAUUGUUUGUUACCAAAUCAAAAUAUGUCUGUUUCAAGUCAGGGACAUUUCUUAUGGGGUGGGGUUAGGGGUUCCUGGGGACAAAGAUUGGUCUUAGGACUGUAUCAUAUUUGGCUGACCCUCCCCUUUUAAUAGGUCACAUUUUAUGAUAAAACCACCACCAUCCCAAAUACACGGAAAUUUUGUACAUACCCCCACCCCUCCCCAUCCUAUGAAAAUGACCAGUCCCCAAAAUAAUGAUCAAAAUUUCUUAAUUUAUGUGGUUGUCUCUCUCACAAUGUACAAUUUUGUUGAUGAUGCUGUUUUGUCAUUGUGUUUUCAUUUUGGUAUUGUUUGCUAGAUUUUGAGGAGAGGUUGAUUUUGAGAAAGAGGUUUUGCUUUAUGUUCAAGAUAUAAGUUUAAAUUGUGUGGAGUUUGUCAUUUUUGUAUUAUUAAUGGUUCAUUUAUGUUGCCUUUCAAAGUUGGAGAUUAUGUCUGAGUGUAAGAAGUAUUAACAAUGAAAUUAAUGAUGCAACAGCAGAUUGCUUUUAUCAUCCCUUUUUUAAGUCAUAAGUGAUGAACUAAAAAAGAUACCAAAAAAUAGGCUGUUAUAAACAUGAUCACUACAAGAAAUAACAAAAAUUAUCUCCAAAAUGAUUAUGUCUAUCAUAAAGCCUUGGCUAGACCAUCAAAUAUUACAUAAAACUACCUCAUCAGCCUACACAUCACAGGGAUACAGUGUUCACACCUUUGUGAUGAGAUGAAACCCGUUUUAUGACAACAUAUAUCUUGAUUAUCGAUCUGAUCGCCCUGACUGGGCACAGCCAUUGUGUUUGAAGCAAAUGCAAGUGGUAUGAGAGGUAGAAUCUGAUUGGUCAAUAGGAGGGACACAGAAGGAACAUAACUUGUAAUAGCCACUGGUUUGCCAGUGAUCUGCAGUGAUGUACCUAAAAUAAUGUUUAAUUCAGUAUAAAACCAACUCACUCACUUACUCGACACACUUUUUCCAUGGUGUGUAACCAGUAUGCCAAUAUUUCAUUAUAUCUUUCUGUAAAUUAUCAAUAUAUGUAUCAAUAAAUACAUAUCCAGGCAUUGGCAGUCCUAGGAAACAGAAUAUUUCAUAAUCUAGCUGAGACUUUCAUCACUGUGACAACUUGAUCUUUGAUUUAUUUUUCUUGCCAAAAGUAUUGUUAUACCUCAUUCAUAUCAGUUUGCUAGAUGAUUAUUGCUUAUGAUAUGUGAAUGGUAUUCAUAUUUCAUUCAUAUCAAGAUCUUAAUAAUUUUGAUACAGGAAUGCAUCUUAUUUGUAUAUUUGCCCCACAUUUAUAUGUGGCUAAGAUCUGAGAUAUAAUUUCAGUGUGAUCUCAUGAAUGACAAAUUUUAUGAAUGAAUCUGUACUAAAGUUAUUUUGUAUUUACUACAUGGAUCAUUGUGGAAAAAGGGAACCUGCUUUUGUAUUGUGUGAAUGUUUUGUAAUUCAAAUGUACUCCUUGGCUUCUGAGACGGAUACUGGGAAAUGGAAGCCUGUUGGUGCCAUAAUCUUUUAGAUUAUUGGUGAUAAGUUUUGGUAUCAUGUUGGAAUUUUUCAGAACAUGAACAUCCCUAUCAAAACUUGAAGAGUAUACAUUGUGUGUUUGUUGCGAUGAAGUCAGGACCAAUGGUUCCUUGUUUUUAGACUGACUUGGCCAAUAUGUAGGAAAACUGAACAGAUACAGGUCAAUCUUAGAUCAAGUUGCUAAAAUUAUCUUGAAGUAACACUUUUUACAAAUAGAAACACAAAUAUGAUUUAAAAAGUAUAUUUUCAAUCAAAAACCAUUUUUGUUUAUUUUCAAUCUUCUUUUACCUUUUGCAUAACUUUGUAUAGGCUUAACUGUACAAUGAAUAAGGUUGGUCUUGACAAUAAAUCACAUUUUUCUAAUUUUCUUUUUAUUCUAUGGUAUGUAAAUGGUGUGUGUGUGUGUGUGUGUGUGUGUUGUGUGUUGUGUGUUGAAUAUAACACAUUGGAAACACAAGUUGUACUGAGGUAUGAUUUGUCUGUGUGAAGUAAAGGGCAUUGGUGGCCAGUCUUCUGUGGCAGUGUGCUUUGUCUGUGUGAAGUAAAGGGCAUUGGUGGCCAGUCUUCUGUGGCAGUGUGCUUUGUCUGUGUGAAGUAAAGGGCAUUGGUGGCCAGUCUUCUGUGGCAGUGUGCUUUGUCUGUGUGAAGUAAAGGGCAUUGGUGGCCAGUCUUCUGUGGCAGUGUGCUUUGUCUGUGUGAAGUAAAGGGCAUUGGUGGCCAGUCUUCUGUGGCAGUGUGCUUUGUCUGUGUGAAGUAAAGGGCAUUGGUGGCCAGUCUUCUGUGGCAGUGUGCUUUGCUGUGCAGAGUUAUCUAUUUCACUUCUUUUUUUUAAGUUGAAAACGUCUUUCUUAACAAUUUCAAAAUGUUUUCAUUUCUUUAAUUAUGGAGAUCUUGUUGGCCAAAUAGGGCCAUCAUCACACCUCAUCCUAUACCACUGCCAAGACACAUUAGCUAUGGUAAUAUGACAGAAUUGGGUGGUCCACUUUUUUGGAGGAGCAUAUUCUUCACAAGUAAGCUAAAUGUUCUGAGAAGGAUUAUUCAUCCCAGUAUGUAUGACGUGUGGCUAGUGUUACAUCCACUAUAGAUCAGGAGAUACGGCAUUAUAUUAGUUUGUUUUGUUCCAUAACCAUUAUAACCUCAUUUUAACACCAUUCUCUAAUACUUCUUCUACCAACUGAUUGUUACUUUUAUACAUUGUAGAAAUUACCCUGAAGCGAAUAUAUUUAUGCAUCAGCUAAAAUUUAAAUU